AUGGAACCUUCAAGUGAUGCACCCCCUUCCCAAACAACACCUACUGCCACAGUUGAACCUGUUGCCCAAGCUGUACCUAUUGCCACUCCAACUAAUGCUGAGGUUCCCCCACUUCCACCUAAAGGUAGAGAUAAUGUGUGUAAUAAUAGGAAAAAGUAUAUUGCUUGGGACCAUUUUGAAAAAGUAGAUAUUGGUGAGGGUCAUUUUAAGGCUGUUUGCAAUUACUGUCAAAAAACUUAUUUAGCUGAUAAAAAGACACUUAAAGGGCAACAAACCUUAGCGUUUGAACCCAAAAUGGAUGGGGAGGAAGGGUUUCAGCUUGUACAAACAGCCUUUACUGUUGAGGCUUCUAGAAAGGCACUCGCUAAAAUGGUUAUAAUAGAUGAGUUGCCUUUUAAGUUUGUUGAAGGGUAUGGGUUUCAAAGAUAUGCGACAAUCUUACAACCUAAGUUACGAAUUAGGGAUAUCCCAUCUCAUCAAAGUAUGGCUAAGGAUGUGGUUGGCAUUUAUGGUGUUGAGAGAGAGAAACUAAGGGUGGCCUUGAAGGGUCGUAGGGUGUGUCUUACUACGGACACAUGGACUAGUAUUCAAAAUCUGUGUUAUAUGUCACUUACAAGUCAUUUUAUUGAUGAUGAUUGGAAGUUGCAUAAGAGAAUUUUGAAUUUUUGUCAAGUUGAAGACCAUAAGGGGGAGACUAUAGGUAGAAAGAUUGAGAUGUUUUUGCGUGAGUGGGGUAUUAAUGGCAUAUUCACUUUAAUAGUGGACAAUGCUAACUCAAAUGGUGCCACCAUUAAGUUUUUGGAAAAUGUAACUAAAGAUUGGGAGGGGACUGUUUUAGAACAUGAGUUCUUACACAUGAGAUGUUGUGCACAUAUCCUAAAUCUGAUUGUGGGGGAUGGUAUGAGAGAAAUUGAUGCAUCUAUUGCUAAGGUGCGUGAAGCUGUGAGGUGGAACUCUACCUACCUUAUGUUAGAAACCGCACAAAAAUUUGAGAAAGUGUUCAUACGAAUGGACUUUGAGGAUGAUAGUUAUUCUUCAUACUUUACGAACAAGGAGAAUAGUGGUGGUAUGGGAUCUCCUAGUGGUAUUGAUUUCCAAAAUUGUAGGACAUUUGUGGGUUUUUUGAAGCUUUUUUACAAUGCCAUGAAAAAGUUUUCAGGUUCUUUGUAUGUUACUACAAACACCUUUUUUGAUGAGAUGUUUGUCAUUCAAGAGAAUAUUUCCCAUUUAAGUAAAUCUUAA
Molecule: messenger RNA, 1242 nt
Organism: Quercus robur (English oak)
Lineage: Eukaryota; Viridiplantae; Streptophyta; Magnoliopsida; Fagales; Fagaceae
Product: zinc finger BED domain-containing protein RICESLEEPER 1-like
Exons: 3
Coding region: 1-1242 (413 amino acids)
Molecular function (GO): DNA binding
Source: RefSeq, a predicted model, not a curated record